GGUCGUCUCGACAAUGGCGGCAAUUUUCACAAUCAAAACUUCACACUGGCCAUUAAACGCUGCCCGUCAUCUUUGAGGUCUGUGCAGUAACUCUGGCCAGUGGUUGAAAUGUUAGCCUAGUUACCGGUUGGAAAGUUGUGGUGAACAAGUUCGCGAGGUGCCCACCCUCUUUUUAUUAUGUCAAGCAUCUUUUUGAGACCCAAUCAUCAGCUGUUACUUGGUUGGUAUCCGCGACGUAUAAUCAUGGAUUAAACGGACACCCAGCGGGCUCUCCGCUCACAAUGGCCCGCCUGCUGGCCUGGCUGGCUUGCUGCGUGUGGCCACGGGAGCAGGCGCACAAUGGAGAAAACUGGAGAGACAAGACUUCAAGUCACCGGCAGUCAACUGUGAACAGGCGCCAGGAUCCUGGACAGCUGUCGGCUUCAGGUGUGCUGCCGAGGCCCAGUGCACCUCUCAACCAUCCUUCGGAGCCUAGCGCCUCAGCUGCGGCGCAGGCCUACGCCGAGGACACGGAGGCCCACAAGCAGCGGGCCUUGCGGGACCAGCUGCUGGUGGAGGCCACCACCAGCAUCAUCACCGUCUUCGACCUGGACGGCGGGGCGGUGCGGCACCAGAAUGCACUGAGCAAGGAAUUCUUCGGGGAGCGAUCACAGCAUGCACAGCACCAGCAGCAACAGCAACAGCAGCUGUGGGCCUCAGGCGCUGCCGGCGUGACGGACGCCUCGCUACCCCUGUUGUGUGACGUGGAGCCGGCCCUGCCCCCCCUGGAGUCCGGCCUGGCGCCGCUGCUGCUGCAGCUGUUUGCCUAUGAGCCGGAGAAACUGCAGGCAAUGUUAGAUCGACUGGCGGAGGGGCCCGGCCGCGUGUGGCGAGGCGUGCUUCGUGUACCAAGCGGCCUGGUUGCCGCCGAGGCGGCGCAGCAGCUGCUGCUGCCGGAAUACUGUGACCUGGCCGGCGGCUUGUCGGAGCUGAUGGCGGCAGCUGACAUAAUGGACCUGACGCUCGUGGAGGAGGAGGGCGAGGGGGAGCAGUCCCGGUCUGGGCCGGGACGGCGGGGGCCAUACGCGGGACAGCAGCAGCAACAGCAUGGGGAAGAGCUGGCGGCGGCAGUUGUCUCGGUUGCAGCAAUCGCGGCACCUGUGGACGCCACCCGCUGGCCGCAGCCCCCUGCCUGCGCGGUGGCCCCCGCCGUGUCGUGUCCGGAUAGAGGCAGCAGCGUGCAUGACGUGCAGCAGGCGGCGGGGCCGGCGGGGCCUGGGCCGGCGGCGCCUGAUGCGCAGGCCCAGCAGCAGCUGGGGUUGCCGGUUUCACAGCAGGUGGCCAGCGGCGGCGGGGGCGCAGGCGGCGCGGUCUCUGUGGCGUCCUGGUGGCGCAGGCGCAGUGACGACUGCAUUGCUGAAGGAGGACCGGGCGGAGGCAGUGGUGACGGCGGUGGCAGCAACUCCCGCUGGCGGUCGCAGGCGCAAGUAGUGGCGGCGGAAACGGUCAUGCAGCAGACCUCAGGCCCGCUGGUGCAGCCGCAGCAACAGCAGCCGCAGCUCGCGCCGCCGGCGUCUGUGUUCACGCAGUUGCAACAUUUGAAGCCACCCGCAGUAAACACCGCUGUAGCUGCAGUCAUCGCUAGCAAUGCCAGUCCCGCAGCAGGCGUGGGUGGUGGCGUGGCCCUGCGUGCGGCCGUCGACCAGCGUACACUCAGUCGGGAGCUCAGCCACAGCCAGAGCUACAGCUACAGCUACAGUCACAGUCGCAACGGGCUGCUAGCCAGCUACGACGAUUCCGCACCGCAGCAGCCGCUGCAGCACCGCAUGCCUUCCCGGGAGCUGCAGGGGUCCAUGCGGCGUGCAGCGCCCGGCGGGCCACACCAGCAGCCUCCUGCAGGGCGACCGGCGGCAACCCCGCCCGCCGGCAGCAGCCGGCCUAGCUUCAAAUCGUCUGCUGAUGCAAGCGGACGGCUACUGCCGCCGUCAGGCUCGGCUGUUGCAUGCGGCCUGCUGCUGCCGCUGCCCACCCAAAGCGACCACUCGGCCGUUGAAGUGUGCAGCGCGGCUCUGCUGGCGUCCGGUGUCCUGCCCGAGGGCCGGCCGCAAAUGGACAUGAUUGCAGAGCAGCAGGCGGCAGUACUGCUAGGCGCCACCCCUGGCCACCCAGAGCCUCUAGUCACGCUGACGCCCAUAGACAAUGACACGUCGGGCCACGGCGGCCCCUUGCAGGCAUCCCACCGCGCCAUCCAUUAUUCGCUGGAGCAGGAGUGGCCGUGGCCUCAACGGACGCCGGUGGUGGGGCACCGGCAGCAGCGGCAACAGCACACCGGGCCGGCUGCAGCACCGCCGGGCGCAGGUGCGCCGCCUCUCCGACCCGUGCGUACGACGGUGCUGCCGACGUUGCAUCCACACGCCGCUGCCGAUGGGAGCCCCGCCUCGUGCUUCACGACUCCACGGGACUGGCAGUGGCAGCAGGCGGGCAGCUACCCAGUCACCCCUGCUGGCGCGGUUGCUGGGGCACGACAGGCGAACCACGGCGGCCCUGUCUCCUGCGGCUUCGACCCACUCGACACCGCAGCAGGCGCGGGCACCACCACUACCAGUGCCGCCGCUCACGUGGUCACAGGCGGCGGCGCCCAUCAAUACAACACGCUUGAGGACUUGCUCCUGAACUCGGGGGCCGGCGGCGCGCUGGCGACGUCGGUCCUGGCGGUCACGCUCGGCCGUAACCUGGACGUUGCUCGCAGCCUUUCCAUCCAUCGCCUCAACCUGCCGGCCUCAGCCAUCGCCGCGCCGAGGUCGGGAAUCAUGGCGCGUAGGGACUUGGGCGCAGUGGCGCCCCCCGCCGCCAACGGAAUGGGUGGCGGGGUGGCGUCAGCGGCGGCCGGCGGCAAGAUGUGCAUUGGCCUCGGGCCGGGUGUGGGAUCAGGUGCGCCGCUUCGGCAGCUGUCGAUGAUGGAUUGUCGGCCGCCGGGCUCCAGCGGACUGGCGGCGGGGCCGGCGAUUGGGCCCUAUCGCCCGCUGCGGCCGCAGCGCUCCUCUUCUUCUUCCACUGCUGCCGGUGUUUAUGGAGGGCGGCCUCAGUGCUUUGACAGGCCGCCGCCCGCGGACCUUCAGCAGCAGCACCAGCAGCCACUACUGCACGCGUCGCAGCGGCUGCUGUCGCGCCGGUCACUGUGCGUGGUGUCGGCUUACGGUGCGGAUGCCCGCCCCACCGGCGGCGGCACUGUCGCCUCUCAGUCCUACGUCACCGUCGGCGGGCCACCACCACCGCCAGUGCACCUCCACGACCAGCAGCUGCAACAGCACCCACACCAACACCGCGUCCCCACCUCUUGGCACUCUGGGCUGAGUCCAGUCGGCGGCGGCGGCAGCAGCACAACGCGGUUAUUGCCGCGGUCCGGCUCCCUUGCACCGCUGUCGCACACACCUGCGCCGCACGUGCCGCAGCCCAGUCGGCGCGCCGAGUCUGCGGCCUGCCUCGUGCGCACCUUCACGGCUGCGCGGCAGCUGCAGCUGCAGCAGCAGCGGCAGCAUCCACUUCCCAUUGACCUGAACUCAGCGCUGCAGGUGCAGUGGGAUGGGGCUACAGCGGUUGCGGCUGCGAGUUCUCCAACAGCUACCGCUGCCGCUAGCAACACACAUGCAAGUGCUGCAAUGACAGGGCCGCUUUUGUCGCCAACCGCUGCUGCAAGCCCCACACCAGCCAGUGCUGCUGCUGGCGUCGUCGUCGCACAGCUCGCUCCGGAUCAUCAACAGCAUCCAGCAGCAGUGGGCUCGGGCCGCGAUGUCGGUGGCAACUUCCACACACUCACAUGUGAGAUGCUGGGUGACGGUACGGCCGAGCUGGGUGGGGACGAGGAGGAAGGCGGACGCACACGUGCCGCCGGCGGGCUGAUGACAACCACGGAGGACCACGGCUCGCUAGGCCUGAGCCUGUUGACGGCAUCGGGCGCAGCGGAGAAAGACCGCUGCUAUGCAAGCGAUGGCACUUCCGACCUCGCCACGGCAUCUUCAGCCCUCUGUGACAGUCGGACGUCGCGACCCGCAGCACCAGCAGCACCAGCAGCACGCUCUUCAAUGGCGGCGGCGGGGCCGCAGCAACAGGCCCUGGAGUCUUUACAGAGCCAACACACGUCCGCAUCGCCCCUGCGGCCCGCCGCGCUAUCAGACGGCUGGCGACCAGCAGUGGCAGCCGCAGCGGAGCGUGCCGCAGGCAGCAGCGGCGCCGCCACCGUCAUUGCGGCCGCCUCAGCGGCCCUGGCACUCGCGCGCAACAGUUGCAGCGGUAUUGCGGGCUGUGGGAGCAGUGCGGAGAUGCGUACGCUACUGCUAGACAGCGGAGGUGCGGCUGCGGGCACUGAUGGCACUGAUGGCAUCGGCGGGGGCGCCGCUGCGGCGGUGCCGACAGCAUCGGCCGAGGGCGGCGGCUCACUGACAGCAGCGCGGCGGCUUUGCCGCCUUGCCGACAGCCCUACAAAACGCCCGCCAGCCGCUGCGGCUGCUGGUUUUGCUGGAGUUGUAGCUAGUACGUCAGAGGGCUCAAUGCAGCAGCACUCGCCAUUGCUGCUCAAGUCCUCGCAUUCCUUUCCACAGCCGCAGCAGCAGCCGCAGCCUGUUGGGCUUCAGCAGCCACGGCAGUUGUCGUCGCCACCAGAUGUGCGGACGCAAUCGCAGCAACAGCAACAGCAGCACCAAACGAGGCAGCCACAACCUUCACAGCCGCUUAUGCUGCCGCUGCCGCCUUUGCCGCCACCAGUGGCGCAAGCGUGGCCCGCCGGGGAGUUGCAGCCCCAAUUGCUUACAGGGCAGCAGCAGCAGCAGCCGUACCCGGCGGCGGCGAGGCGGCCAGGCGUCGACUCUGUCUCCCCCGUAAGCGGCCUGGAGCGACGGCGUGGCCUACAGCGCAUGGCAAGCAACAAAAUUACUGGCAUCCUACCUAGUGGCACGCGUGUGUGCAUCGCUGACGGCGUCUUGCUAAGUGAUGCGGCGGCGGCUGCAGGCGCGGCGGCAGCUCGACGAGGCAGCACUGCCGCCUCAUCAGUCACCACAGCUGCCGACUGCUGCACGCAGCCCGGCUCCAACACGGCGUCUCGAACGUCUGCUGGUGGCUUCUCGCACAUCAGCAGCCUUGACGGCGUGUCGCCGCUGCUCCGACACGACGACUCGGUGCUGACCGACGAAGCCGCUGCUGGUGAGCGGGCGUUGCAAAGCCGCAGCUUGCCAGCCACUGAGUACGACGGUUGCAGCAGCCAGCAGCGGCAGCCGCAUCCACAGCAGGCGCAGCAGCUGCGUCCUCAGGAGCGCCUACCUAACCAUGUGACCACAGCAGCUGCUGCAGCGGCGGCUGCCGUGGCCACAACCGACGCGCUGCCUUCGCCCUUCACUUCGUCCUUGGGCGUCAGCUCGGCCCUUGCGCCAGCAGAGCAGCAGCAGCAGCAACAGCCGCAACAACAGCGUGUGAUGAACAUGUCAGAUCUGCGCGCCAAUAGGUGGCGAGACGGCGAGAGCCCCGCCAAUCGCGAUGUCGAAAUUGGCGCAACUGAUGCAAACUGGCACCAGCGACAACAGCAAAAGGAGCAGAACGCACGCUGUGGCGACACAGAUGGUGGCGAGGCGGCGAGGCAGGCGGGGGCCCUGGUCUGUCCACCAUCUAGCAGCUCAUCAUCCGGCAUGGCUGCUGGCGGAUCUCGGCAGCAGAUGGCAGCAGGUGGCAGCAGCGGGGCGUUCCAAGUUGGCGCCAGCGGCUGGGUGGCGGCGGGCGGCAGCAGCAGGACGACGCAGCAGGAGCUAUCGCUGACGCUGCGCUCGGGCGAAGCCGCACGGCACGUGCUCGACACGACCGGAACCAGCGGAGGCUUCUCGGCUGCUGCCGCCGCCGCCGCCGCUGCUUUCGGUGUCGGCAGUAGCGCCGCGUACCCACCUGCAGCAGCCCCAAUGCCUGUGAGUGCGCGAAGCAUGAAUGCCGGCGGUGACAGGGCCACAGCCGAUUCCGCCCGCAAGCUCCAGAGCGGCUGCGACGGCAGCAGCAACGAGAGCCCUCACGUUGAGCUGGGUUGCAACGACGGCAGCACCACCGCCCCGGCGGCAGCAGCCGCGGCUGCGGCCGGCGUGACUGCCACGCAGCCGGGCGGCAGCGGCGGCGAGGCUGGCGGCCUGCGUGGCAGUAGCGCCGUGGUCAGCAGCAGCGCCGGCGCCACUGCUGCUUGCGCCCUGGGCGUGAUCGUAGAUGUGCCACGUGGCAUCCCUGCGGCUAACAUCGCUGGUGCCAGCGGCGUCUGUGGCACCGUAGACAGCAGUACGGGCGACCUCCUAUGCACUGCCCUCACCUCGGCAGCCGCUGCUACCACACACACCGCUGCCAAUGUGGUGACGGUGGCUGGCGCAAGCAAUGGCGGAGACUUCGCCGUCGGUGCAGAGAUUGAAAGCCCGAUGCACACGUCGCUGCUUGACACACUCGGCGUGAUGCAGAAUGUCACUGCCUCAGGCAUGACCGACACGCGGGUGCACGACGGCCCGCAGCCGGAUGCGGACAGCGGCACAAAGUGGGGCAGCGGCGGCAUUUGUGGCGGCGGUGGCGGCGGCGGGCUCGCCUUCGCCCGGGGGAGCCUCACGCUGAUACCCGGCCACGCCGGCGGCUCGUGCAGCCCCGCUCCGGCCGGCACCGGAGCGGAAGGGCCGAUGCCGGAGUGCCUGCUGCUGUCGCCCUUCAUCGGCAUGCCUCGACCCUCUGGCGCCGGGCUGGCGCUUGCGGGCGCUUCCUGCUCCGGCGCGAGUCCAGGGUCAGCUGAUUCAGCAGCAGCAGCAGUAGCAGCAGGCGGGCAGCAGGACUCGGCUGCUGCCACAGUUGGCGCCUGGCCGUCACUGCAGCAGCAGGGCAGCAGCAGCCCUUGGGGCUCGCAGCCGCCCGUGCCUCCGGCGACGAUCUCGCGUGGGGCCGACAGCAGCGGCAGCUUGGCCGCGGCAGGGCCGCCGCCGUCGCAGCAGCUGGCGCGAGGGGCGCCCCGAGCGGCAGCAGCUGCUGGCCACAGGGCGGAGCGGCCAGUUGCGCCGCUUUUGAUGAGGAUAGGCAGCAGCGCUGGCCCGGUGGCGGCGACGGGCGGGAGCGUAGGGCUGCCUGCUCUGCAGCCCGCGGCGGGCGCACAGCAAAACUAUCACCAGCAACAACAACAAUUCCGACAGCGGCUUGCACAGCAGCCCUCAUCACAACAGCAGCAGCAGCGAUUGCUGCAGCAGGCUCUGCAGCAGGCUCUCAACCAGCGGCGCCAGCAUCGCGGGCACGGCCUUUCCUCUCAGCAGCACGCUUCCACUUCACUGCCGCUCCCUCUCGCCGCCUUCGGCUCCACUUCUGCCUCCGCCGCCCUGCUGGGUGUUGGUGCAUUCGGCAGCACCGCCGGCGCCACGGCGGCGCUGGGGACGGCGCCGCCGACCUACCACCGCAUCACCGCCACUCGCUGCGUGGACCCAGGAAGUGGGCGGGAGUGUGUGGUGGUGGUGCAGGACGACGUCAGCGCCAAGGUAGCGGUGGAGCGACACCUGGCGCUGCACUUUGAGACGGAGCACAGGCUGUUGGAGCAAAUCUUUCCCAAACACAUCCUUCGCGCGCUCACGGAUGAAGCCGUCAUGGCUCAGGAGGAGAAAGAGCGGCUGGUCGCCGCACUGGCGGCCGCGCAGGGCGCCGACGUCCACCACAUGUCCAUGGCACUGGCGACGGCGCUGUCGCCCCGCGCCGGCGCCGGCGCGGGGGCCAGCGGCCGCCGCGGCGGCAGCUUGGUGUCAGCUGGCGCGGCGGCCGCUGUGGCGGCUCUCCGCCGCAUGCACCAGCACUACAAUAACAACAACAACAUGAACAUAAGCAAUGGCGCUAGCAUGCAUGGUGGCGAGCACAGCGCUCACGGUGGCGGUUCGGCUGUAAUGGCGGCGACGGCGCAGGGCUCGCCUGUCGCGUCAACGCCGUUGCCGGUGCUGUCUGCAAGUGGGCUGUCGGCGCGUGCGGCGAGCGUGUCGGAGCGUCUGUCGGCGGGCUUGGCUGGCAGUGCGCGGCGGCACGGCAGCGUCAGUGGCGGCAUGUGGCUGCGACCGGCAGUGCGGGAGGGCUGCAACGCUCUGGCCACCUUCCACCCGCGCGUCACGCUGCUGUUUGCUGACGUCAAGGGCUUCACGCCCAUGUGCCGGCAGGUGGAGCCACACACGGUGAUGACGAUGCUCAACGAUCUUUUCAGUCGUUUCGACUCGCAGCUUGACAAGUACGGUGUUCGUAAGGUGGAGACGAUUGGCGACGCGUACUUUGUCGCCGGCGGCUUGACCUUCGAAGACUCGCUAUCGGAGCAGGCCGACCUCCAGCAGGCGGCAGCAGACGUAGGCGAGGAGGACGGCCCAAUUGCGGCGGCGGCGGCGAACCUGCAUGCGCGCACACACAGCAACGGACUGCGCAGGCGGGUGGACGGUCUGGAGGAGAGCCGCCGACAUGCGACGCAGGUCAUUGGCUUUGCCAAGGCAUUGCUGGAGGCGGCGCGCCAGGUGCCCAUGCCCACGAGUGGCGAGCCGGUGCAGAUCCGCGUGGGCGUCCACACGGGGCCCUGUGUCAGCGGCGUGGUUGGGAGCAAGAUGCCGCGCUUCUGCCUUUUCGGCGCCGCAGUGGCGACGGCUGCCCGCAUGGAGAGCAGCGGCGAGGCCGGUGCGGUGCACGUGAGCGAGACGACCUACGGGCUGCUGCCCGAGGGGGAGCAGCAGUCGGGCGAGUGGGUGCCGCGACCGGGCGGUGUGCAGGUGCGUGACACGCCCCUCCAGAGCUUCCUGUGGCGCCCGUUGCGGCGGGCGUGAGGAAAACGAGGCGGCCAGGGGCGCAACAGGAGAUAGUCAGAAAAACCGCCAUAUUCCGUGGAGCCUGCAACAGCUAGCAUCGGCGCGGCUGGGCACAAGUUACAUUCACGACUGGUGCAUGUGGCCUGCCCGCAAGGUUGAAAUAAAUGCGUUAGUGAGCAGAGCAUGAUGAAGGCUGCCGUUUCGUGAUGCGCCAUCCAAGGGAAGUAUGCAGGAUUGCAAAGCAUGAGGUAGGUUGUACAGGCAAAUUAUGCAUGCAUGGGUGUGCAUGCCCUUUGCAUGAGCAUCGGAUGCAUCCCGAACGGUUGAGCACACUUCAUUGCGAAUGUAUUGCUAGCGUGCUGCGGUUCUACGGCCUUGAUAUUGAAGUGACGAGUAUGUGUGCUCCCUGCGGCAACCCAACACGUGCCGGGUGUUGUCGAUCUUAAGGGGUAGCGGAGCAAAAGUGCUAUCCUGUCCACAUGGAUACCUCAGUGGUGCAGACGGUGGAAGCGGUGUUUACCCUGUACUAGCAAUUAGUUUCAUUGCCGGCUGCUGCUGCCAGUUCAACUGGAUGUGGCCGUGCUUCAGCUGAUGCACCUGGUGACCUCGUGCCGCCACGGCUCCACCCUGUCCCCCCAUGGUGUCUGGACUUGCGAAUAUUGAUUUGGAAUGGGGCAUCCACGUAUGCUGCUGGGACCUCGUGCUUGGAGACCUUCAAAGGUGCAGCCGGGGAAAAUAACCGUGUAGUUCCUUGCUUGGGGGCAUGCAUCAGGAAGCACGAGAGAAGGAGGGGUGCAUGGAAUUUUCUUGGAUUUCCUUGAGCAUUUCCGCAUGUGCAUCCUGCCCGCAAUUAUGGCUGGCCACGUUGCAAGUAAGCUGGUGUGAUGGUGCACGGGAACAUACAUUAAAUCUGUCGAUUCCUUCAUUUGGAGGCAUUCCAAGCGUGCCAGUGCACGGUCUGUGGUAAAUCGGAGCAUAGGAUUAAUGUGGAUGGAGCGGGUGUAGGUUCAAUGAUGUGUACUGGCUCAGUCUGGAAUCAAAAUUGCGUGAGGCUCAAUCAAUGUCAAUGCGUAGGUAGUACAAAAGGCGGUCAGCAUGAAGGGCAUGGGCAAUACGCGGCACAUACCGUAUUGCGCAGGAGGGUGUUUGACUACUGCUCUAGCCACGCGCGAGCAGAGUUUGUCGUUUCCUGCUGAGACCAACCUCCUCGAGGCCACGGGUUGGCAAACCUAAGGUAGGUAUAUGGGACAUGAAAAAGGCAAAGCAAGUGCCUAAGGUAGGUGCGUUGUACGCCUUGGGUUAGUCUAUGAGAACAGGUGUGUCGUCUUGUGAUUGCCUUAGCAGUUGGGCUCAGGCGCACAGAGAUCAGGAGCCGUUCGUGGCCUACACGUAAGAACUCUUGUGGCCCGCAACCAUAUUGCGUGGCCCACACCUGGAAUCCGGAAGUUGUACGAAGUUGCUUGCCUUGACAGCGCUUGCGCAAGUGUAGAUGACAGGAUUGGCCAGAACCACAC
This is a messenger RNA of Chlamydomonas reinhardtii, 10300 nucleotides long. RefSeq lists its product as uncharacterized. The record is from RefSeq and is a predicted model, not a curated record. The transcript has 10 exons. The coding region runs from base 282 to 8804 and encodes 2840 amino acids. Gene Ontology annotation, biological process: receptor guanylyl cyclase signaling pathway; cGMP biosynthetic process; intracellular signal transduction. Lineage: Eukaryota; Viridiplantae; Chlorophyta; Chlorophyceae; Chlamydomonadales; Chlamydomonadaceae. Gene Ontology annotation, molecular function: guanylate cyclase activity; peptide receptor activity.